Molecule: messenger RNA, 822 nt
Organism: Copidosoma floridanum
Lineage: Eukaryota; Metazoa; Arthropoda; Insecta; Hymenoptera; Encyrtidae
Source: RefSeq, a predicted model, not a curated record
AUGUCACACAAUCAAGGAGUAGAAGCACUGGACCACAGCUUGCAAGACAUUCGAAGAAAUGGGACAUUGAUGGGUGGAGUGGUCAUUUUGCUCGCUGGUGGUUUACGGCAGGUACUGCCAGUUACGGAGCGUGGUACUGCAGCAGACGAGAUUAACGCCUGCCUCAAGGAGUUACCGUUGUGGAUCAAGGUCGGUGAAGGACGCAUGCUGGCGGAAGCCAACGGCCUUAUAACUAUUACAAGCGGAAUAGAAAAUAUUGUAAGCUCGGAAGAUAUCCUCAUGAUUAAAGUAUUGCCAUACUUAGAACAAACCCUGGUCAAUAAGGAUUGGUUGUGUGAAAGGGCUAUUUUGGCACCCAAAAAUGAAUUAGUUGGAAAAAUCAACAACAACAUGAUGGGUAAAGUUCCGGAUGAAAUCAGUAGUUAUAUGUCAUUAGAUACGGUAUUAACAAGUGACGAAUCAACUACUCACCUCGAGAAGUUCCAUAAUCCACUGAAACGCUCAGGGCUGCCGUCUCACAUGUUGGAGCUAAAGGUUGGUGUGCCUAACGUACUAAUACGCAACAUAUACGCACCCAGACUAUGUAAUGGUACCAGGUUACGUAUCACAAAGCUGAGGUUGUACAUCGUACACGCCACCAUCCUCACCGAAGAGGCCAAGGCAGAACAGGGAACAGUGAUUGAAAGUUCACCAACUAGUGGUAGUGUUUAUCCGAUCAUUGAUUACUAUUUGGGAACAUCAGUCUUGUGUUUAAUUGUGCUGUUCCGUGCCUCUGCAGAAGUCUUCAACGCUGAACAAAGAACUCAUACCUACUCUCACUAG